This is a messenger RNA of Klebsormidium nitens, 1473 nucleotides long. NCBI's taxonomy places the organism in Eukaryota, Viridiplantae, Streptophyta, Klebsormidiophyceae, Klebsormidiales, Klebsormidiaceae. The record is from the annotation of a GenBank genome assembly.
AUGCUCGGUCAGGGAGAGGUCGAGAAGCUCUGGGCCGGUGCGGACCUCCUGGUCGAAUGCACUUCGACCGAUGACGUGCACUAUGCCCCGGUGACCGACGAGAGUGGCUGGUCGGAGCUUCUGAGCGAGGUGCUGUCUCAGCACGUGCUCCUGCCGGCCUGCCUCAGGGAGAAGGUGAGCGGCUUCUUAGGCCUUAUCGUGCAGUUUCUGGAGGGGCAGACGCACAAUGAGCUCACAUCGGACUUAGACAGCCUCCUCGAUGGUGUAGACCUGAGUGCGGUGCUCCCGAGUUUUUCGGGGCAUCGCCCCGAAGAUUCGGUGGAGCACAAGAACACGGCUAUCAACGGCGGCCUGCUCAAGGACCUCCUGCCGCAUCUCAAGAGCCUUCAAACGGCGACCGAGGACCGUGCCAUGGAGACGGCCCGCAAUUUCCUGAGGUCCGAGUCCAUGAAAGGGGUUGUGAGGGUGCUCAGAAGGGCCUUCCGAUGCGUCGAUUCCGGGAUGCUAGUCCGUCUCCUCUCCGACGCCGUCGAAAAGCUGGACGUGGGUAGCGUCCCCGCCUUGAUCGCGUCCGUUCAGGCCUUACAGGAUGAUCCGAACAUGGUGCGGGGGGUCGCCAUGCUCACACGGACCGCGAACGUGCCCGCACUGCAGGCCCUGGUACAGGACGCGGCACAGCUCGUGGAUCCGAGCGUGAUGCAGAAGGUGAUCGGAGGGGGUACGGGUGGUAGCAACGUGCUGUCCAACCUUCUCAGCGCCAGCGCCACGCCAGAUAUCGGCCCGACGGCGCAAAACCCCAUGGGCAACUUUCUUAUGAACGAGUACGAGGAGAGACCGGACAGGCCCUCCGGCUGCGACCCGGCCGACGUGCGGGACGAGAUCGAUGCGCAGUUUUAUCAAGGGCUGUACAGAGACCAGACGGACAUCUACGAGAAUGCCAAUGCGCAGAGGCAGUUCUAUCAGACGCCCGUGACCACCGUCUGCAACGACCAGCGGGCGUUCGGAGAAAUUGCAGGGGGUCUUCUGUGGGGAAGGGAGCGGGAGCCGGUGAGAUCAUGGUUGGCUGCGGCGUGCUUGGGGGGUCGGUAUCGCAGGGCACAGAAGCCGGACCAGGAGCCACCGGAACGUCGAUCGGCAAUACGUCAGGAGGCGGUGAGGGUACAUCUGUGCGUGAAGGAGCAACUGGCUGAGGCGCAAUGGGAACGGGUUCGGGGGCGGGUGCGAUCUGAGGUGCCGGAGCGAGCGGGGCCGGUGCUGGUUCAUCACAGGGAGCUUCUGGGGUCGGAGUCGGGGUCUGGGUCUCAGUCGGAAUCGGGGUUGGCGCUUCUGUGGGUGGUGGAGUCGGCGUCUCAGUGGGAGGCGGAGGUGGGGGGUCGGUCGGAGGUGGAGGCGGACUGGGUGUUUCGGUUGGAGGGGGGCUUGGAGGUAAAGUCAAGGGCGGAGGAGGUGGUGGAUCUGUCGGAGCUGGCGUGA